Messenger RNA from Thalassophryne amazonica, 9451 nucleotides. RefSeq names its product TBC1 domain family, member 4 (gene tbc1d4). Lineage: Eukaryota; Metazoa; Chordata; Actinopteri; Batrachoidiformes; Batrachoididae. The transcript is spliced from 24 exons. The record is from RefSeq and is a predicted model, not a curated record. Bases 757 to 4482 code for a protein of 1241 amino acids.
AAAAGUUUCAUCUAGGUCUGGGUCACAGCUCAUCCCUCACUUCCCUAUCCUCAGCCUAUUUUUUCAGCCACUAUAUGCAUUUUAUAUGACACAAAGGUUAAAAAAGUGAACAUUAAUUUUAUUACACGGGAUUUCAGAUGAUGUUUUGGACAAAAAAAAUUAUCCCAUAAUGUCCACCAAGCAAAAAAAAAACAAACAAACAAAAAAAACAAAAAAAAAAACUUGUGCACUGUGGAAAGGGCGGGGCUUCGUCUUUGUCACGUGUCACAAAGGAAGGAAGGAUCAGAGACAGCAGCAGAAAUCCACGAACAAAACAUCACUACCUGCACUUUAUAGACGGCGGAGGAAGAAAAAAAAAAAGCGAGUGAAACAUCUGAGAACAUGUGCAGCAGGAUUUUUCAGGACGACGCGAACUGCCGCAAAUUUUGCGCCAAAGCGCGUCGGAGGAAUGUUUACACUGAAGCGACGCUGUAAGUCUUUUCUUUCUUUAUUUUAAAGUUACUGGGACCAGAACAACAAAAACACUUACUGGAAUAAAUGCAUUUUUUUGCCUCCUCGUUCCGUGCGGAGUUUGUGGAUAGAAUGUGCAGGAGGAGCAGCAGCUCGUUGACGCGCACAUGUUGUUCUGCGCCUGAAGGUAUUUGUGAAGUUUGACGGAAAGAAGCCACGUUUGCGCCUCAUCAUCAUCCGAGCGGAGGAUGGCAGAUCUGCGCCGUCUCUGAAAGUCUCCUGCAGAAAGACGAACAGAAAGAGGACAUGGAGAGUCCGGAGGAGAAGGAGCAAAGGUUCUCCCUCAGCUACGUGGGCUGGUCAUGUCUGGACCGGCGGACCACGCUGCCCAUGCUGCCGUGGCUGGUGGCUGAGAUCCGGCGGAGGAGCGAGAGAGGAGACGGCGGCCCCGCGGUGCAGGCCAGGGAGGUCCAGCUGGUCCUCAACGCCCCCUUCGUCCGGUGUGUCCCGUCCAACAGCAGCAACUCGUCUGUCUUCAUUUUCGAGCACAAAGCGCAACUCAUCUCGCGCUUCAUCCACAACAGCAACGACCUCACCUACUUCGCCUACCUGCUCCGAGGACAGCCGGAAAAUCCCGAGUCCGAGAUGUCCUGUCACGUCUUCAAGGCGUGCGAUCCCAACCAGGUUCCUGAGGUGAUCAGCAGCAUCCGCCAAGUGUCCAAAUCAGUCUUAAAGGAAGACACCAAACCCAAACAGGAAACGGAUGAAGCUUUCUACAACUCCCAGAAAUUUGAAGUGUUGUACUGUGGGAAGGUGAUAGUUGGGCAGAAGAAGGCUCCAUCCACCCUCAUCGACGACUGUAUAGACAAAUUUCGUCAGCAUGAGGUCGAGCGCAAACAGGUACGUUUGCCAGACGGGCGACGCACGUCCAUUGAGCACCCUGUGGAGUUCCUCAUGGGUGGAGAAGGAGACCCACUCACAUCUGUUCUGAACGAGAGCAUGGAAGACCCUGAAGGCUUUGGAGAAGAGAAUCUGAUUGGUGGUAAAAGUCUGAUCGGCAGCACCAGUGGGAGCAGCCUGAGAGGAGUGUUCCCAGAGUGCAUCCUGGAAGACGACGGAUUUGACGGGCCGCAGGAGUUUCGUACACGUUGUAGCAGCCUAGCGGGGAGUCUGCAGAAGAAGCCCAUGGAAGGUGUCCUCAUGGCACCGAUACGCCGCAGACAUGCUAGCGCACCCAACGUUCAGCCGUCGGACGUAGACAAAAACCGCACCAUGCUGUUCCAGGUCGGCCGUUUUGAGGUGAACCUCAUCAGUCCAGACAGUAAGACGGUGGUGCUGGAGAAGAACUUCAAAGAUAUCUCAUCCUGCUGUCAGGGCAUAAAGCAGACGGACCACUUUGGAUUCAUCUGUCGCGACCACACCGAGUCCGGUCCCAGUCAGUACGUUUGCUUCGUUUUCCAGUGCGCCAGCGAGUCCCUGGUGGAUGAGGUGAUGCUGACCCUGAAGCAGGCUUUCAGCACUGCAGCAGCGCUGCAAAGCAACAAGACCCAGAUCCAGCUGUGUGAAGCGUGCCCCAUGCACGACCUGCACAAGCUCUGCGAGCGCAUUGAAGGUCUCUACCCACCCAGAGCCAAGCUGGCCAUCCAGAAAUAUCUCUCUCAGCUGACCGACAGUGAACAAGUCGAAGUUUUUGAGCGAGUUCAGAGGAUGAAGCCCAGUUCGGACCAAGAGGAGAACGAGCUGGUGAUGCUGCACCUGAGGCUGCUGUCUGAAAACAAACAGAGGUCGCAUCUGCACAUCGGCGAGGCCCCCCAGAAUGCAGCAAACGCAGCAGGAGACGGCGCGCCGAUGAGCAGCCGCUUCAAACUCGAUAUUCUGAAGAAUAGAGCUCGAACCUCCCUCACCAACUCACUGGAGAACAUCUUUUCACGGGGUGCCAGCCGGAUGCGAGGCCGUUUGGGAAGCAUGAGCAGCUUUGACAGACAGGACGAGGAAUCUCCUGGUCACUCCCCUCCAAGUUCACCGCCGCCGUUCCCCGACGAGGACUUAGAAACAGGCCAGCAGUUCCGCCGGCGCGCUCACACCUUCAGUCACCCGCCUGUGAGGAAACGCAUCUCUUUUGAGGGCCCCUCGACCAACCAGAGCAGACAGGUUCCACUCCGCAGGCAGCAGUCUAUUAAUCCUGAACUGCUGCAGAGCAGUUUUCCCGCGGGCUUCUCGAGAGUCCGCCGCGCCUCGGAGAGCGAGUCCACCUUCAUCCUUCGCUCCUCCUUCUCCACCCCUACUUUCCUGAAAAGCUUUUACCAGGGCUCGCUGGUGUCCCUGAGCUCCCUGGCAGACAGUGGGACCCCGAAGAGUACUGAGGAUGGCAGGAAGAGGUCGCUGUCCGGCUGCAGCAGCGACUCUGUGAGUGUAACUGGUCUGCCUGCGCCCACACGCAGAGUCUCGUGGAGACAGAAGAUCUUCCUGAGAGUGGCAUCGCCCAUCAACAAGCCCUCUGCAUCCAUGUACACAGAUUGCUCUGAUGUCAGGGAGCUGCUGCCUCUCUCGCCUCGGGCCUCGGGUUCCAGUAGAGACCCCUUGGGCUGCCUGCUGACCCCGGCUGGUGACCUCACCGGUGAGCAUCCGAAGAGGACGGGAGCCGAGUACCGGGCCCUCUGGAAGACUGCGAUCCGCCAGCAGAUCCUGCUGCUGCGCAUGGAGAAGGAGAACCAACGGCUGGAGGAAGCGAGUCGGGAUGAGCUGCACAUCCGCAAGAUGAAGCUGAACUACCAGGAAGUGGGACAGUGCUCCAGAGAGGGACAAGCAUUAUGGGAGAAAAAAUUGACGGCCCCGGGCAGAACCACUGUCCCACAAGACACGGAGGAGAUGUACCGCGCCCUCUGCCAAGGUGUUCCCAAGAGCAGGCGUGGAGAAGUCUGGCUGCUCCUUUCCCAUCAGCACCGGCUGCGACACCGACUGCCGCAGCGCCAGCAAGCGGCAGACAUCCAGUACCACGACCUGCUGAAGCAGCUCACCACACAGCAGCACGCCAUUCUGGUGGACCUCGGUCGGACCUUCCCCUCCCAUCAGUACUUCUCGACCCAGCUGGGAGCGGGCCAGCUGUCCCUCUAUAACCUGCUGAAAGCCUACUCUCUGCUGGAUACGGAGGUCGGCUACUGUCAGGGAAUCAGCUUUGUGGCUGGCGUGUUGCUGCUCCACAUGAGCGAGGAUCAAGCUUUCGACAUGCUCAAGUUCCUGAUGUAUGACCUCGGCAUCAGACGCCAGUACAGACCGGAUAUGAUCUCGCUGCAGAUUCAGAUGUACCAGCUCUCCAGGCUGUUGCACGACUACCAUCGCGGUUUGUACAAUCACUUGGACGAGCACGAGAUCUGUCCAAGCCUCUACGCGGCUCCAUGGUUCCUCACGCUCUUCGCCUCACAGUUCCCACUCGGAUUUGUGUCCCGCAUUUUUGAUUUUUUGUUCAUCCAGGGGACAGAGGUGAUCUUUAAAGUGGCCCUUUGUCUCUUGAGCAACCAUGAGGGGGAGAUACUAGAGUGCGACAGCUUUGAGAGCAUCGUGGACUAUCUGAAAACUACAAUUCCCACCCUGACUCAGACUCAGAUGGAGCAGACUAUUGCUAAGGUGUUGGAGAUGGACAUCUCCAAACAGCUGCAUGCGUACGAGGUGGAGUAUCACGUUCUGCAGGAUGAGAUGUUGGAAGUCGGUUCGCCACCCGACGAAUCUGAGCGACUGGACAAACUAGAAAAGACCAACGCACAACUGAAGAAGCAGAACAUGGACCUGCUGGAAAAACUUCAGGUUGCACGGCAGAAGAUUCAGACGCUGGAGAGCAGCGUGGAGAACUUCCUCUCCCGGGAGAGCAAAAUGAAGCACAUGAUUCGCUCCUUGGAGCAGGAGCGGGCGUCUUACCAGAAGACCAUCGAACGCAUGCGCUCGUGCUUUCCUGCCGACGCCGUGGCAGAUGUGGAAAUGACCCACAUCAAAACUGGACCCAACGGGAAAGCCAAAGCUGCGGCCAAGAAGCCCUGAGGGCCAAGCGAGGCCUGAGAGUGCAGCGGAGCCGGACGCCACAGCGCUGGUUUUAAAAACGUGAGGAACAGGUUUCACUUCCACUAGCCGUGAACUAAUCCGGCAGCGGAUCAAAGCUGCUGUUGUUGGUCAAAACUGUCCUCACCGCGGCUUCGCCCGCUUCAUACGUUUGACCAUUGUGGGGCAUGUUUGAGUUAGUCACAAGUGAAAAAAAAACGUGCCCGCCUUAGUAACACUUUUAAACACUGCCUUCGCUGACGGAUUCAUGAUCCAGCUCAGUAGCACCACCUGGUGGCGAACAAUCAUUCAGCCCUCAGGGUCAAUUUACAGCCGUCCAGUUUUAAGUCUUGGGCUCAGGCUAAUCACGUUGAUUUAUAUGAGUAGUUUGCUUUUUUUGUCACUUAUACUUGAAUUUUUUGUGAAUGUAAAAUCCCUCCAAAGAUGAUGGUGAUAGGGGUUCUGUUUUUAUUAAAAAAAAAUGUUUAAACAAGACACUCCCAUGUGCCACAUUAGACUUUUGGCUGAUUCCUCACUAAACCAUUACCAUUGAACUCUGGAAUAUUUCAAGCAGCAGAUCGUCUCUCACAAAGUUUGUACUUCAAUCCAUCGUCCACUCGCCAUUUCUCUGUAAUCACAUCAUCACACGCUGCAACGAUUCCUUAUCGAGGAUUCUAGUAUCGAUAUCAGGUUAUAAUAAAGUCCUCACAUCAUCUCCAGCUAGAUAUAAACUAAAAGUGCAAUAAUUUCAACUAGACAGGCUGUGGAUUGAGUGUACACCACUGCCAAGGCGAAACCAUCCCAUAAGAAAAAGUUUAAAAUAAUAAAUGAAAUAAAGUCUCCUUACUCCGCCCCCUUUACACCACAAAAUGUAAUACGAUCUUUUCUAGACCUUUUACCAACAUUUUCUUCAGGUUUUAGAAUAUUAUUUUCUUUAGUAUAUGAAUCCACACCAAAGUUUAAUAAAACCAACUUUACUAAAAACAUUAGUGCACUGUAUCAUGUCGCUAAUAUUAAAAACAUCUUUAAAAAAAAAAAACAUCAUGACCUCACCGUUUUAAUGAAACGGAAUCAAAUCCAGCAUCAGUCCAAAUUUUUAAUUUUUAAAGUUAACAGGAGCCACUGAAAACGGAGGGGGAAAAAUUAAAAUUUUAAAAUUUACAAUACAUGCAAUAUAUUUUUUUAAAUAAGCAACACUGUGAAAUAAGUUGUAUCAAAAAUAUGACUCUGAAGAAUGCAUUGAGGAAAACUACAAAAAUUCAAAUUAAUGACCUGGAAUAUUAGAAAAAGUAAAUGUUGCUUAAUUUUUGCAAAAAGGAGCAUUAUUCAAAAUCCACAACAUUAAUAGUGAAUUUAAAAAAUUACAUAAACGCUAUGAUCAAAAACAGCACACUACUUGAGGAAUUUCAGAACUCUCCAAAAAUCAUACUUUUACGUUCAGACCACGAAGAGCGUGUCUUCACAAAGGAAAACAACUCCAAAAUGGUGCCACAAAGGUUGUGUAACCCCCAAAAUAGACAAAUGUCUCAGGCUUAUAGAAUCUUACAACAAUCAAGUUCUCAGAAAUCUUUAUUCUGUCAGCUGGCAGUUACUGACAGAAAAAAUAUUUUUGAAUCCGACAAACAGAAGGAAUGCUUUCUGGGAAAGCACGAGUACGUAAAUGUUCAUAAACUAUUUUAAUUACAACAGCUGAACUCAAGUGGACAGCGGCAGGUUAACUCUUCAAACUUUAAUCUGGUCAGAUUGUCUUUUUUUUAACUUGUAAUUCUGACAUUUUGAGCAGUUCGAAGACUUUUAGGUCUGGAUGAAAGAAAUGCACGAGUCAGGGUGCACAAAGUGGAGACCAAAGAGAUAAAAAUGAACAACAAAUCAAAAUAUAAGAUAAAAAAAAACUGAUUUCUGUUUGUUGGCGUGGCACUCACAGAUAUUACACAAAAGAUGAGUGAAAUAUGAAUUUAAAUAAGAGUUUGUGUGUUUGCAUCUGAUUGUGGUCUUGUUGUGCUGCUUCUGUUUUUCUUUGUAGCACCAUGUGUGCUGCUGUCUCAUUUCUCAACAACACACACCACAAACGUUUUUCAGUGCAGUCGAGACAAAACCAAAUCUUCAACUACUUUUUUUUUUUUUUUUUUUUGGGUGGGUGUAGGGGUGGGGUGUGGGAGCGGCUUCUUUCCUAAGCUCAGACAGGAUGUCAGGUCGUCUGCCUUCUCGGUUUCCGGUGUGACUGCCCGCGGUGUCGCCUCGAGCUUCUCACCACAUUCACACUCGAGCUGACAAGAAGAGAAACAAGGACCCGACUGUGAACUCUAAAAUGCUGUUUUUUUUUUUUUUAGUUUUCCAAAUGUGCACGUUACAAAUUUAGCAAGAAUAACUUUUCCUCCCUUAAGUUCCCUGAAUAUUUGACAUUUCCAGAUGAUGCGUAUCUGCAGCAGCUGCAUGGUCACAUGACAACUAUUUUUUUUUUUUUUUUUUUUGCUCAGCGGUGCGUCAGACCGCAAAACAAAUAAGAACUUAAAGACACUCAAGUUCCUUCUUUAGCUGUGGGAAUGUAUACGUGCGUGUGCACUGGGGGUGUAAUGACACACCAAACGGAAGGUUUGACACGAUCGCAGGGUUUCUCACAAGCCGAGUGAAAAACUGUUGCUGAGAGCUCUUAUAUAUGUUUAUGAGUCUUUCCUGUCUUGUUUCUUUUGGCCUGUUCUGUUGGUGACAGAACACAAUGUGUGUUAUCAGUAAAUAGUUUACACUCAGAUCAUUUGAAAUUUAACCAAAACUAUGAUGCGGAAACUGAAGCAGAAGACAUUUUAAACAUAUCUAACUGGUAGAACAAUAAACAAUAUAGGUAAGUAAAGCAGUGUUUCUGAAACUCAUUCAGACCAAGGACCACUUGACCAAUAAAUAAAUAAAUAAAAAUGUCACUCCCCAAAUAUCUUAAAACAAUCGGUCUGCUUACCCCUCCAUCUGUAUAUUACAGCUUUACGUCUGUUAGACUCCAGAGUCAUUUUUAAAGUUUGAAAAACGCUUUUAAGUUAGACAUACAGUAUCAAUUUAAAAUGUUAUUUUACCAAUAUACUCAAGGGCCACUAGGGGUCACUCUUGGACAAUGAGUAGCUUACAGAUCACCAGUCUUUGAGAAAAAAAAUAGAUACAGCUACACUGAUACAUGGAACCAUGAAUCAAUCUUAAAUGCGCUACCGAAAAUCAAGUUCUACUGGUUCAGAAACGUAUGCUGUGCUUGUUUAUGCUACGCUAGCAACAGCUGGUUUCUUCUGGACUUCUGCUUUCUGAUGCUAUAUGUGGUGCUGCACCCAGUAGUGGGAAAAAGUGACCACAGGCAGUACCAGCAUGCUGCAGCACAGUAGCAAAAACCCUAAGAAGGUCUCUGGUUUUUUAUAUGUAUUUGAAGUUAAGCAACACCAUUUUUGGUUUAUUAUAAUUGAUGGAAAGAAAUAUCUCCAAUAAACAAAGAACUGUAUCAGACAGAGUAAAAAGUAUUGCCCAUGAAUCCUAUCCUAGCCCAUGUAUCUAGAUCCAUAUCAGAUAUUUUUGCAGGUGUGUGUGUGUGUGUGUGUUAUAUAUAUAUAUAUAUAUAAAUCUGUUUCAGAGGAAAGAUUUACAAAUAACCAGGCUUCUACAAAUUGUUAAACCAAUACUUAUCUUCAGCACAGCGUUCCACUCUUUCCACAUUUGACUCAAAAAUGUUAUUUUUCUCAGUAUUCUGAAAAUGUACGUUGUUGCAUCAUAAAUUCCUCUUCCACGGGGCGUCGUUGCACACUCACGUGUACACAGCUUACAGAGCUGACACACACUUAAGUGUCCCUGAAUCUCUUUAGCUCGUGUGACUCAACAGUCCUGGUCUCUGAUUUCUUCAAAGGUUUUUAUUUGAAGGCAACAUCCAUCUAUGAAAAAUAUACCUUAUGAACAGCAUCUAUCAGUCCUCUGGCUCUUGGAAACAAGUAGCGACAGUGCUGGGUUUUUCUUUGUUUUUUUUACCAUCUUACUGUAAAGGUGUUCUAAAACUUGAGUGUCUUUUUGCAUACAAUGCAACAUGUAAUUUUUUUCGUGAUGCUGGGAGGUUUUUGUUUUUUUUUUUUGCAUAUACUCGUACUCUGUACACUUGCCUGCUUGUACAUUUGCUGAGAAGCAGAACUUUGAGACUGAUCAAACUGUGUGGCUCCAUCAUCAUUAAAUGUUCCCGUGAUAACUGAAGUGACAUAAUAAAUGUCACCACUGAAAAGCAGGGAUUGUCUGCAUUUAAACAUAUCAGACAAAUCUCAUACAACAGGGAUUUCAAACUGGUGGCCUGGGGGCCUGAUAAGAACCAUUAGUAAGUACAUAAUGGUCCGUGGCAUGCCUUACAUUGUUAAACAUGGUCCACAUGAUAAAAAUCCUGGUUGGGGGCCUUCAGGUCAUUUCAGACCAUGGUUUUCAAACAUGCUGAUGUGCAUCUACAACACGGUUGAUGCACAACUUUUGCGUUUUUUUUUUUUUUUUUUUUUGCCUGUACUUUGCUUAUUUACUUUAUUUGUGCACUACAAAACUGAUUUAUGAACCAAAAAAAUGUUUCAAAUCAACCAAUGCAAUUGACUCUGUCACUACACCUGUCUGAACAUGUCUGGUAAUCUGAUCUUUUUGUCUUUAAUGUGAUGAUUCGAAAAGAAAGUUAAAAAAAAAACAUCACUGUUGGCAAACUGUUAGCAUAUUUUUCUCAGUUUACUGAUUAGUGCCAACAGGCUAAGGUGACCUUUAUCAUCCAUUGCACAGAGAUACCAUGUUAUUUUGGUUUUAUGUAAUUUUUGUUUGCAGUUCAUCCUCAUGGCCACUGGAGGUGCUUUCAGUCCUGACUGCUAAAUUAUGCUUCGAUCACUGUGUUUUAAAGGAAUGAUUGCUUGAUAAGAGCUAAUUUCCAAGAUGAGGGCUACACGAAGAACAGAUAUUGUCAAUAAUUCUUCAAUAAACCUCACCUUGCCUUGUU